UGCCGCGUCCUGUAACGGCGGGGAGGACGGCCCAGCCAGCCGCUGCACAGCAGAAAAGCUGUAAUAGGGCCGCCAGCGGAAGGGGAGUCGUGAGACAGCUGCUUUUCUGUGGGGUGAAGUGUCGCAGAUGUUGGAAAACACGGUCUUUGCCUUUCAGACUGGAAAGGCAGAACCAGCACCAGCAGGAAAGAAGGAAUGGGAAUUUGCUGAGGGCAGUGGAGAACCACUGGUGAUUAUGCCUCAGUGAUGAAAGUCCGGAGGAACUGGUAGGCUGGCUGGAAGUAUUACAGAAGAAGCGUUUGUCUUCCUGUUAAAAUGAUAAAACCAGCACUUUAACGCCUCAUUGUAGAGUAACCAUAAGCAAAGCUCAACGCCCAGCAAGAUGUCCUCGCACCUGUGCUGUGGAAGGAAACCACUGCCCAAGGGUCGACUGCCCAAGGUGUUGCACAAGAGCAGAAAGCAGAAGUUGUGGGCAAGGACAGUAUGCAGAGUUUACCAUAUGUGCUGCAGGUCUAGAGUUCACGCAGCAGGUGAAGAGCCUUUUCUAGAAUUCCAGCAGAAUGGAAACAAAUGGAAAAUUGUCCAUAAAUUGGGGGGUAAUUUCGGCAUAGAGCAGAAGAUACAGAAUUACACAGGACUGAGCGGAGAGCGCUUUUAAAGAUUCUUCAAGAUUAAGUUUUGCCUUUUCAGUAUAAGCAAUUUAUUCUACGUGCACUCCCAGCAAAUCAUCUGUACGAUUAAAUGGUGCUCAGUAAGAGAAGUAAUGCCUUACCUGGCUUGAAGAUCUAAGAGAGCUUCCUGUUUGCAUAAGGCAUAAAAGGAAAUGGAAGAAAAUGAGACUUUACAAGGUGAAAAGGAGAGGGCAAAAAUUGAAAAACACGCUACUCCUGAGAUCGGUCGGCAGAUAUCAGUUAGUGAGUUCCUUUGUCACUGCUGUUAUGACAUUCUGGUCAAUCCCACCACCCUGAACUGUGGGCAUAGUUUCUGCAGACAUUGCCUAGCCUUGUGGUGGGUAUCGUCCAAGAAGAAUGAAUGCCCCGAAUGCAGAGAAAAAUGGGAAGGAUUCCCAAAAGUCAACAUCCUCCUCAGGGAUGUUAUUGAAAAGCUAUUUUCUGAUGCCAUUGAACAAAGAAAAGAAGAUAUUCAACAAAACAGUGAUGUAGCACGCAGCUUAGCAACCUUCCAAAAAUAUGGGAGUGACCAGAUCCCUACAGUUCCGAACACAGGAAGAAUUAAUCCUCGAGGAGGAGGGUUUUUCUCAGGCGUUCUGACAGCUUUAACUUGUGUAGCAGUAGUUCUACUUGGAUAUCACUGGAGUAGCAGAGAAUUUGAAGAAGAUCUUCUUGUCCACAAGCCUGUUGCUAAAUGGACUGCUGAGGAAGUGAUACUUUGGCUAGAGCAGCUGGGCCCAUGGGCUUCACAUUAUAAAGAAAGAUUUUUACUGGAGAAGGUGAAUGGAAGACUCCUUCUAACACUGACAGAGGAGGAUUUCAUGAAAGAGCCUUACAGUAUAGAGAACAGUAACCACAGAAAAGCUAUUAUGGCGGAAUUGGAAUGUGUGAAAACUUUAGGCGUUAAACCACCACAGAACCUUUGGGAAUAUAAGGCAGUAAAUCCAGGAAAAUCACUCUUUUUUCUGUAUGCACUGAAGAGUUCUCCAAGACUUAGUAUGUUAUACCUGUAUUUGUUUGAUUAUGCAGAAGCUUUCCUACCUUUUAUCCACACAAUUUGCCCUACGCAAGAAGACAAGUAUGAAGAUACUGUCACAAAACUACUAGACCUUAAAGAUCCUUCGUGGAAACAGUGGAGAGAAUUCAUUGUAAAGUAUUUAUUUUUGCCAUACCAGUUGAUAGCUGAAUUUGCUUGGGAUUGGCUGGAUGUGCAUUACUGGACAUCAAGAUUUAUAAUUGUAAAUGCCAUGUUGCUCUCUGUUCUGGAAUUAUUCUCCUUUUGGAGGCUCUGGUCAAGAAGAGAAUUGAAGACUAUUCCUCACAGAAUGUGGAGACAUUUCUGGAAAGUCUCAACCCAGGGUCUUUUUGUUGCCAUUUUUUGGCCUUUUAUUCCUCAGUUUGUCUGCAAUUGUUUGUUUUACUGGGCCUUGUACUUUAACCCAAUUAUAAACAUUGAUCUUGUGGUUAAAGAAGUAAGGCGUCUGGAGACACAAGUGCAGUGACUGGCAUUGGAACUUUUGAGCUGUUUAGCUUCUAAAAAUGGACAUUUGAAAUAAGCUUUGCUUUUCUUUAUAUAUGUAGCAGUGAAAGUGGUAGAUUAUGUUAACUUAAACAUACAAAAAAGCCUUAAGGUAAGUUACUCUUAAACUAGUUGAUUCCAAAUCUGAGGAUGGGCUUUAUUAUCCAAAAGGAAUUUUCUAUUGAAAAAAAAAAUUACAUUCCUGAUUUAGC
Haliaeetus leucocephalus (bald eagle) is the source of this 2402-nucleotide messenger RNA. It is a transcript of the gene BFAR, whose product is annotated as bifunctional apoptosis regulator. The transcript is spliced from 8 exons. The record is from RefSeq and is a predicted model, not a curated record. Gene Ontology annotation, biological process: proteasome-mediated ubiquitin-dependent protein catabolic process. The coding region runs from base 824 to 2173 and encodes 449 amino acids. Gene Ontology annotation, cellular component: nucleus. Gene Ontology annotation, molecular function: ubiquitin protein ligase activity; protein binding. Lineage: Eukaryota; Metazoa; Chordata; Aves; Accipitriformes; Accipitridae.